This is a messenger RNA of Branchiostoma belcheri (Belcher's lancelet), 1401 nucleotides long. RefSeq names its product RNA polymerase II subunit A C-terminal domain phosphatase SSU72-like. The record is from RefSeq and is a predicted model, not a curated record. Gene Ontology annotation, cellular component: nucleus; mRNA cleavage and polyadenylation specificity factor complex. Gene Ontology annotation, biological process: termination of RNA polymerase II transcription. The transcript has 5 exons. NCBI's taxonomy places the organism in Eukaryota, Metazoa, Chordata, Leptocardii, Amphioxiformes, Branchiostomatidae. Gene Ontology annotation, molecular function: RNA polymerase II CTD heptapeptide repeat phosphatase activity. Bases 259 to 837 code for a protein of 192 amino acids.
AGGAGGCCAUCUUGAAAGUGUGGCGCAGUUUCAGAGGAAUUUUUGGCACAGUUUCUUCGAGACAUUCCGUACUUUUCCGACCGCAUAUCGGCCUAUCGGUUAAUACAAGUACCCUGUAUAUACUUUCGUUCCUCUUUUAGUUUCAAUCUUGUUGAAAAUUGGUGUAGGAAUCGGGAGAAAAGUAGGCAAAAGUAGCGGAACGUCGAUCGUGAAAAAGGAACUGUAUAUACUGAAGCACUUCGAAAACGUGGCGUCAGCAUGGGUGACUUGAACAUCGCUGUCGUCUGCUCAAGCAACCAGAACAGGAGUAUGGAGGCUCACGCCUUCCUCAGCAAGAAAGGUUUCCAGGUGAAGUCCUUCGGUACCGGCGCGCAGGUCAAACUACCCGGACCUUCUCCAGACAAGCCCAACGUCUACGACUUUGGAACAACCUACGACCAGAUGCACCAAGACCUCACGCAGAAAGACCUCUCACUAUACACACAGAAUGGCAUCCUGCACAUGCUGGACCGGAACAGGAGGAUCAAGCCGCGCCCGGAGAGGUUCCAGUCCACCAAGGAGAGGUUCGACAUCGUCGUCACGUGCGAGGAGAGGGUGUACGACCAGGUCGUGGAAGAUUUAGAGACGAGAGACUCUAGCGCGGAUGCACCAGUUCACGUGAUCAACAUCGACAUCCAGGACAAUCACGAGGAGGCCACGAUAGGAGCCUUCCUUAUAUGUGACCUCUGUCAUAUGCUGCAAGACUCGGAUGACCUUGAGAACGACAUGGAUGACAUCCUCCAGGCGUUCGAGGAGAAGUGCAAUCGGCCCAUCCUGCACACAGUGUCCUUUUACUGACGACUGGCCUGCCCUGUACACCGUACUGUCCACGAUAUUUAUGACUGGCCCUUCACGGAUACCGUAGUUUUUAGGCUAGUGACAACUGGCCUGUCAUGCACACCGUACGUUCUAGGUUAUUUAUGACUGGCCUUCACAGAGACUGUGUUUUUAGACUACCGACAACUGGCCUCUAGUGCACAUCGAACUUUCUAGCUUAUUGAUGACUGGCCUUUCACAGACACCGUGCUUUUAGGCUCCUGACAACAGGCCUCUCAAGCGCACCAUAAUUUUCAGGACCGCCGUAGAAUCACACGUUUUCUUCCGUUGGACAGUUAGGACUUUCGCUGCCAAUCAGACAAAGACAAAUUUUGCUGCAAUUUGAUAAGUUCACCACGUGGUUAGUGGACAUAGUCUCCAAGCCUUUUUGUGUCUUUGCUGACUUGUUUUCAAGUUUUCUUUUUUCUUGGUCGUGCGUCUCCAAAGUGCCGCAUGUUUUCCCUACCGCAAGCUUCUUACCAAAGUGAAAGUUGAAAAAAAAAACAGGAGCACAAUCUAUCAAAACCGGAACUGCCAAAUGUGCAG